Ascochyta rabiei is the source of this 2091-nucleotide messenger RNA. RefSeq lists its product as uncharacterized. Gene Ontology annotation, molecular function: metal ion binding. The record is from RefSeq and is a predicted model, not a curated record. Lineage: Eukaryota; Fungi; Ascomycota; Dothideomycetes; Pleosporales; Didymellaceae. The transcript has a single exon. The coding region runs from base 1 to 2091 and encodes 696 amino acids.
AUGAGUUGGCGAGGCUGUGGGUCUGGCCGCGGAAACAGCAGAGGAAGCAGCCGUGGCCGAGGACGGGGUACUGGACGAGGACGUGACGACCGUGGCGGACGUGAGAAAGCAGCAGGCAUAUGCUUUGACUUUCAGAACGACGGCUGUACUCGAAAGAAUUGCCGCUUCUCGCACGAUGCCGAUUCUGCUACCAGUGGCCUUCCGCGGCGAGUGAGAGCGGAGGAGACUGAGGAGCAGCAGCAUGCCCGCACACAAUACAGCAGCUGGAAGAAGUAUCUUGGCGGUGCAUACUCUCCAGCAGAAACUUACACCAUGCGACGUGUGUGGGAAGGUGCUCUGGGAAUCCUCCAGGAAGACGAUCGAGAUUGGAAGCAGCAACUGCCUCGCGACCUUGACAACGACGAAGUGAAGUGCAACGGUCGUGCCCACGUCAAAGCUAUUGUUGACAGGCGAACCACAGCAAACAGCAUGGCAGAGUACGUCGAAGUAGCCAAGCACUUCCUUGAGGUCAUCACACACCCAUCCUUAGUGGACUGUCUUGCAGUAGACGAGCAUGUCGGCGGCAUAUACAGCUUCAUUGGAGGCGUUAACGGCACCCGAGCGAUCCGUUUCUUCCAACAUCUUUGCGAAGCUUUAGUCACUGUCCGCACUGGUGAGCGUACCACAGUCCCUCAGGCCGUAGUUGAGAGGGCUCUCACCUGCCUUACUGCAGCUUUGUACGAAUUGCUCUACCGGGACCGGCGAGCACGGCUCAACGAUUGUUUGCUCGAGCUGGUUGAUACUAUAGAGACCGCGGCAGACAUCGUUCCGGAAAACCUGCCCUCUGUAACUUCUACGAUCGUCAAGAAUUGUAUCGCAGAUACACGAGCGCUGAUUAAUCGAGCAAAGGGCUUGGUUUCUGACGAAGAAUCGACGGAAGACGUACCACGCACCCUUGCGGCUUCCACAUACCCAAGGGAUCUUGUACUCCCAGCCGACAGACAUGACAAUGAUAAGCUCGAUAUCGUUGAGAUUACCAUCUUUCCUACUCGCGAAGAGCUAAUGAGCGACGUAAAGGAGUUCCUGCCGUCGACCGACCCUGAUCAGCCUCAUUUCCUGACGAACAAGGUUGAGAGACACAUCGAUACCAACUUUCGUCUCUAUCGACAUGAUGUGUUCGGUGAGCUGAAGAAAGCUCUUUCCGGCCUGAUGUGCGCAGCAAUCGAUGAUCCUUCCGUACUCUCUAAACCAAAAGGACAUCUCGGAGAUAUGCGAGUGUACCAUUAUCCAAACGCUCAUGUCAGCUAUGUGACCUUUGACACACGCCGUGGACUUCAGAUACAAAUCUCGUUUCCUCAGCCUCAAGGCGCGCGCCGGAGGUCGCCUACUGAGAGACGCGAUUGGUGGGAAGACUCCAGAAGACUGGAAGAAGGCUCGUUGCUUUCUUACAUUUGGAUCCAGGACUCGGUCGUCCAACAGCUCUUCCUUACGGUAACACAGAAAAGCACCAACCCCGCCCAGGAGUACAAUCUGGUUGACCGCGACUACAUAGCAACCAUUACUGCAAAGUUGACAACUCAAGAUCACACAUCACUUGACAUAUCGAUCGGUGCAAGUUGUGGCAACACGCAAGGCGUCCUCCUAGAGUUCCCCAAUGUCAUUCCAGCAACCUUCGUACCGAUACUUGAGAAUCUGCAGGUCAUGCAGCGACUGAGUCGCUUGAGAUUUUCCCAGUGGCUUCUUCCGGAUAGACACAAUGAACCACCGCAUCAAAGAGUCUACCAGGACAUCCCACCCCCCGUUUACUCCCGACAACCUGGGUUCAAAUUUCCUUUAGGAGCAAUUAUGAAGACGACUGCACGAGCCGCUGACGGCUCGUUUGGUAUCCAUGCCACCGCAUCAUGCUCAGACUCGACGCUUCUCGAAGAGAUCGCGGCAAAAACAGAGCUUGAUUAUGGUCAGUGUAGAGCUCUGGUUGCGGCCCUGACCCGCGAAAUCGCCUUUAUUCAAGGCCCACCGGGGACAGGUAAAUCUUACAUUGGCCUACAAGUCAUGAGGAUUCUUCUGGCGGUGAAAAAAACUGCAGCUCUUGGGCCAAUUAUUGUAGUGUAA